AUGUCUGCUCCCAAAUACUCUCUAACGGAACUUCGCAAUCUGCAAGAAGACGAUGAGCUGGAUCUAUCUGCCUGUGGAAUCAAGGACUUCCCAAAUGCAAUCGUCCAGCUGACACGUUUGACGAAGCUCGAUAUCAGCUCGAAUUCCAUCGCCUAUCUGCCAGAAUCAUUCUGCAAAAUGACGAAACUCAUUCGACUGGACUUUGGAAACAACCAACUCGACCAUCUCCCCGAUGGAAUUGGCUACCUGACCAGUCUCCAGCAUCUCAAUUUGUACAAUAACAAGUUGGAAGAUCUCCCAUUAUCCUUUGCCAAUCUCAAAUCGCUGAAAUGGUUGGAUUUGAAGAAGAAUCCGUUGAAUUCGAAGCUUCUAGCGAUCGCUGGAAAUUGUGGAACCGACGCGGAAUGUAAGACUGCUGCGAAGCAAGUUGUCAAUGUCUACAUGGGAGAUCGUCAGAAGCAGAUUGACAACCAGAAGGCACAGGAGGCGAAGCACAAGGCGAAGGUGCAGAAGGCUCAAGAGGAAGAGAAGAUCCGAAAGCAUCAGGAGAAGAAGAAGAAGGAAUUGGAGACGAAGAACGAUGAGAAGGACGCGAAGCACCACGCCGCCUCGAACAACAAGUCGUCUCACUCGACACCACCACAACAACAGCAGCAGAAGGCUCAAAAGAAGGAGACGUCGCCACAGAAGAAGGACGAGAAGAAGACAACCGAACGACGACGCGGAUUCUUCAGCAAGCUCUUCGGCUUCAUCUGGUCAUGCGUCUUCUACCUCACCAUCAUCCUCGCCACGUCGAGCACCAUCGCCAUUGGACUCGAUUGCGCUGGAAAGGGAACUCCGAUUCCUGGAAGUGCCCCACUUUGCAAGGACAUCUCGUUGAUCGGAUCCGGAAACAAGCCAUCUGCCAAUUUCGCGCAGAAUGUUAAGAAGACAUACGGAACGGUUUUCAAUGGAUAUCAUGGUCAAGCUAAACCACACCUGAACUCGAUCCAUUCCUCAAUCAGCAAGCAAUGGAAACAAUUCACCAAGUCUGACUUUGGAAAGCAGGUUGAGCAAGUGCUCUUCAAGGUGCACGCGUGGAUCGUCGACAAAUGGGUCAAGACUCAGCGAUUCGUUCAAGCUCAAUGGGCUAAUGUUAACUCUUGGUGGAAGAAGGACGGACAGAAGACUUUUGGACCAGCUCUGGAAGGAUUCAAGCUUGGACUUAAGAUGGUGUUCCAAUUCGUUUUGGAUAUCCUGAGCAAUGUUGCAACGCUGCUGAUGCACUUCGCCGUUCGUGUCAAGACCUUCUUUGUGGCAUUCGCUGAUGGUGGAUUCAAUGCGGCUAUGAAGACUUUGAACCAUUAA
This is a messenger RNA of Caenorhabditis briggsae, 1347 nucleotides long. The transcript is spliced from 5 exons. The coding region runs from base 1 to 1347 and encodes 448 amino acids. Gene Ontology annotation, molecular function: protein binding. NCBI's taxonomy places the organism in Eukaryota, Metazoa, Nematoda, Chromadorea, Rhabditida, Rhabditidae. The record is from RefSeq and is a predicted model, not a curated record.